This is a messenger RNA of Myotis daubentonii (Daubenton's bat), 2373 nucleotides long. RefSeq names its product target of myb1 membrane trafficking protein (gene TOM1). Gene Ontology annotation, cellular component: endosome; membrane. The record is from RefSeq and is a predicted model, not a curated record. Gene Ontology annotation, molecular function: clathrin binding; ubiquitin binding; phosphatidylinositol binding. Lineage: Eukaryota; Metazoa; Chordata; Mammalia; Chiroptera; Vespertilionidae. Gene Ontology annotation, biological process: signal transduction.
UCGACGGCGAGUGAGCCUCAGUGAGGUCACUGCCCGCUCCCUCGGAGUGCCGACCCUCCUCAGGGGUGGGGCCUGUGUCCAAUUCCAGACUCGCUCCGCUCCGCCCCCACGGGCGCCUCCUCGCGGGCCAGCCGGCGCGUCACGUGACGGGUCGGCGGCGCUGGCGGUUGCUGUCAGCUGAUAUCACGGGUUGGUGGCAGCGGCAGCCGUGGCGAUGGACUUUCUCCUGGGGAACCCGUUCAGCUCUCCGGUGGGACAGCGCAUCGAGAAAGCUACCGAUGGCUCCCUGCAGAGCGAGGACUGGGCCCUCAACAUGGAGAUCUGCGACAUCAUCAACGAGACGGAGGAAGGUCCCAAAGAUGCCUUUCGAGCAAUAAAGAAGAGGAUCACGGGGAAUAAGAACUUCCAUGAGGUGAUGCUGGCUCUCACGGUCUUGGAAACCUGUGUCAAGAACUGUGGGCACCGCUUCCACGUGCUGGUGGCCAGCCAGGACUUCGUGGAGGGCGUGCUGGUGAGGACCAUCCUGCCCAAGAACAACCCCCCCACCAUUGUGCACGACAAGGUGCUCAACCUCAUCCAGUCCUGGGCCGACGCGUUCCGCAGCUCCCCCGAUCUGACUGGUGUCGUCGCCGUCUACGAGGACCUGCGGCGGAAGGGCCUGGAGUUCCCAAUGACUGACCUAGACAUGCUGUCGCCCAUCCACACACCCCAGAGGACCGUGUUCAACUCAGAGACACCGUCCGGACAGAAUUCUGCGGGCACUGACACCUCUCAUCGGGGGGACCCCAGCCAGCACGUGGCUCCUGUGUCCACCCCAGCUGUACUCCCCAGCGACACACCCAUAACGCCAACCCCUGAGCAGAUCGGGAAGCUGCGCAGCGAGCUGGAGAUGGUGAGUGGGAACGUGAGGGUGAUGUCGGAGAUGCUGACGGAGCUGGUGCCCACCCAGGCAGAGCCCGCAGACCUGGAGCUGCUACAGGAGCUCAACCGGACGUGCCGAGCCAUGCAGCAGCGGGUCCUGGAGCUCAUCCCCCGGAUCGCCAACGAGCAGCUGACGGAGGAGCUGCUCAUCGUCAACGACAAUCUCAACAACGUGUUCUUGCGCCACGAACGGUUCGAGCGGUUCCGGACCGGCCAGACCGCCAAGGCCCCCAGUGAGGCCGAGGCGGCAGCUGACCUCAUCGACAUGGGCGCUGACCCAGCAGCCACUGGCGGCCUCUCAUCCCAGCUGGCAGGAAUGAACCUGGGCUCCAGCAGCGUGAGGGCUGGCCUGCAGUCUCUGGAGACCUCCGGCCGCCUGGAGGACGAGUUUGACAUGUUUGCCCUAACACGGGGCAGCUCGCUGGCCGACCAACGGAAAGAGGUGAAAUACGAAGACCCCCAAGCUACGGACAGCCUGGCUGGAGCCCUGGACGCCCGGCAGCAGAGCACCGGAGCGAUCCCCGUCACCCAGGCCUGCCUCAUGGAGGACAUCGAGCAGUGGCUGUCCACUGACGUGGGGAACGACACGGAGGAGUCCAAGGGUGUCACCAGCGAAGAAUUUGACAAGUUCCUGGAAGAACGGGCCAAAGUGGCCGAUCGGUUGCCCAGCCUCUCCAGCCCCUCAGCUGAGGGCCCCCCAGGGCCCCGCCCCGGCGCCGCCCCUCGAAAGCAGACCCAGGAGAAGGACGACGACAUGCUGUUUGCCUUAUGAGCAGACUGGCACCCUGCGCCCGGCCGCUGCUCCCACCCCUGGCUGGGCCUCUCCCUCCCUCGGUGUCAAGGCUGCUUGGGGUGGCGUGUUACCCCUUCUCUCCUCGAGGCUGGGCCAGGUUUGGGGAGUGGGAAGGCAGCAGGAACUGGGCGAGCAGGUCAGUUCCUCGUUGGGAUCCUGGCCGCUCCUGCCGCCCCCACCCCAGCCGACCACUCUGACUGCUGAGACCUGGAUGCCUGGACAGGCAGGCUGGCUGCUUGGGUGCCCCGGUGACCCUCCUGCCCUGGGUGACCCGUCCCAGAGGAGCCCUCCAGAGCCCACACUGCCAGCCGAGGCCUGGCCGGGAGCUGGAAACAGAAGCUUCUGUUGCAACCUCUGGUCCCUUCCCCGGCCCUGCCGCUUGGAGCCGGAGGCUCUGGCCCGCUGUUGAGGGCGGGGUAUGUGGCUCAGCUGCUCGCUGUCCAGGUACGAAGCUGCACUUGGUGGGGCAGAGCGUCCGGCCCUGGCUGCAGGGGAGAGUUCGGGGCGUGCCUGGCGUACCUGUGGCCCCACCAUCUCCUCCCUGCCUUUCCCCUUCCUCUUCCUCUUCCUGCCCGCCGGGCGUGGGUCCCCCACCUGUUGGUUGAUCCUCUUGUACUGGGAGAGGUACCUUUAUGUCCCCAAUUAAAGGUAGAAAACCA